AAUAGAAAUAUUGUUAAUUAAUGAGUAGCAAAAAAAUUGAUACUUGAAAUAACUAUUUGUUGGAAUAUAUUCUAAAUCACUAGUUUCAGAAUCUUGAAAUAUAACGGGUUCUACACUAAUAUGAGAUCCUGAAGAGAUUAAAGAAACCCGAAUAUACGAUGGACAAAAGCCGGGUACGUCCGGAUUACGAAAAGCCGUACAGGUUUUUAUGCAAGAACAUUAUACAGAAAAUUUCAUUCAAGCAAUAUUACAAGCUCUUGGAGACAAAUUAUUUGGUAGUACAUUAGUUGUGGGUGGUGAUGGAAGAUAUUAUGUGAAAGAAGCAGUAGAAAAAAUUAUCAAAAUUGCUGCAGCUAAUGGAGUAAAAAAAUUAAUAAUUGGUCAAAAUGGUAUACUUUCAACUCCAGCUGUAUCUACUAUAAUAAGAAAAUAUAAAACUUUAGGAGGAAUUGUUCUCACAGCAUCUCAUAAUCCUGGUGGACCAGAUGCUGAUUUUGGUAUUAAAUUUAACUGUGAAAAUGGUGGUCCUGCUCCAGAUUAUGUCACAAAUAAAAUUUAUGACAUUACUAAAGUGCUCAAGAAUUAUAAAACUAUAUCUGAUAUAUCCAUAGAUAUAAGCAAAAUUCAAAGUACUGUAAUACAAGUGGAUGGAAAUUCAUUUAUAGUAGAUAUAAUAGAUUCUGUUAAUGAUUAUUUGGAAUAUAUGAAAAAUAUUUUUGAUUUUUCUAGUAUUAAAACAUUAUUACAAGGAAAUAAUGAUCAUCCUCCUUUUAAAGUUCUUAUUAAUGCAAUGAAUGGAGUUACUGGUCCAUAUGUAAAACGAAUAUUUAGUAAUGAAUUAGGUGUUGACAAUUCAAGCAUCGUUAAUGCAAUUCCAUUAGAAGAUUUUGGUGGACUUCAUCCUGAUCCAAAUUUGACAUAUGCUAGAGAUUUAGUAAAUGCUAUGAAAAAUGGUCCAUAUGAUUUUGGUGCUGCUUUUGAUGGGGAUGGAGAUAGAAAUAUGAUAUUAGGUAAAAAAGCUUUUUUUGUUACACCUUCUGAUUCACUAGCUGUAUUAGCUGCCAAUUUAAAUGCAAUACCAUAUUUUAAAAAGACUGGUAUUAAAGGAUAUGCUAGAUCUAUGCCAACAGGUGCUGCUGUAGAUAGAGUUGCAGCUAAAAAUGGUAUUAAAUUUUAUGAAGUACCCACAGGCUGGAAAUAUUUUGGAAAUUUAAUGGAUGCUGGUCUUCUAUCACUUUGUGGAGAGGAAAGUUUUGGCACUGGUUCAGAUCAUAUUCGCGAGAAAGACGGAAUAUGGGCUUGUCUUGCAUGGCUAAGUAUAAUUGCAAAUCUUAGAAAAUCUGUAGAAGAUAUAUUAUUAAAUCAUUGGCAAACAUAUGGAAGGAACUUUUUUACGAGAUAUGAUUAUGAAAAUUGUGAUUCUGAAGCAGCAAAUAGAAUGAUGCAACAUAUUGAAUCAGAAAUACAAAAACCUGAAUUUAUAAAUUCAAAAUUAAUAUCUGAAAAUAAAGUAUAUGUUGUAAAAUCAAGUGACAAUUAUUCUUAUGUAGAUCCUGUUGAUGGAAGUCAAGUUAGCAAACAGGGAUUACGAAUUUUAUUUCAAGAUGGUUCUCGUAUAAUUUACCGUUUAUCUGGUACAGGAAGUUCUGGAGCUACUAUUCGUGUAUAUGUUGAUAGCUAUGAAGAUGAUCCAACAUCUUUAAACAAAGAUGCUCAAGAAAUUCUUAAACCAUUAGUUACUAUUGCAUUAAAAAUAAGUAAUUUACGUGAAUUUACUGGUCGUGAUGCACCAACCGUGAUUACAUAAUACAUAAUUCUUUAUCAUUAACAGUUACAUCAUCAUUAAAAAUAUACUAUAUAAUAAAAAAAAAAAUAAAAGAUCAUAUUAUAUAUAUAUAUAUAUAUAUAUAUAUAUAUUAUAUACAAUAUAUAUAUAUAUAUAUAUAUAUAUAUAUAUAUAUAUAUAUAUAUUGUAUAUAAUAUAUAUAUAUAUAUAUAUUAUAAACAAUUUAAAUAAGAAAAUAUUUUAAUGCAUCAUUAUACGCUUUAUAUAAUAUUAUUAUAAUAUAUAUUAAUAUAUAUUAUAAUAUAUAUUAUAAUAUAUAUUAUUAUAUAAUAUUAUAUGGUGCAAUUAUUAUAUGAAAAUUGCAUAAAUGCAUAUUGUAUGAAUCGCAAAUUUAAGGUAUAAGAUUUUUAUAUAUAUUAUUCAAAAAUUGAAUAGUAUAUAAAUAAUUGAAUGUUCAGUAAAUUCAACAAAUUUUUUUUUAAUUUUAAUAUUAAAUAUUUGAAUAUCAUGAUAAUAGAAAUUAUUCGAUUACAAAAAAUAAGAACAUUUUCUCUCUAAUGUAAUUCAUAAUUUUGCUUAUAUAAUUAUAAAUAUUUGAUAUGAUUUAUAACAAAAUAUUUAAGAUAAAAAUGAAGAACAACGUAUGUUUUAUAUUUUUCUAUACAAAAUGGCAAAUUUUUCAUUUAUUUAUAAAAGUUUUAACUUUUAUAUGAUUAUUACAUUUAAAAAUAUUUUAUUAAUACAAUAGAAAAAUAAAAAAAAAUUUAUAUGUAAAAUUCAGUAAGAAAUCUAAGAUCAUGCAUAUCUUUAUAUGUAGAACUGUUGUUUGCCAAAGGUGUUCAAGCAUAAAGAUGGAAAUGAUUUAAUUCUUCAUUAUUUGUAUAAUGUUACAUAAAUUUAUAAAAAUGUUUAGUUAUAUCUUGAAGUAUAUAAGAGUAUUAAUUUUAAAAUUCAAUAUUUUUAAAUUAUUUUUAAAUUUUAUAUAUAAAAAGUAAAGAAUACGUAUAACAUUAUAUAAUUUUCAUCAAAGAAUUAAAAAAAAUUAUCUUCAAUUGUAAUUGAAAGUGUUAUAUCAUAUUAUUUUUAUUGAUUUUUCAUUUUGUUUUAAUCUAUUUGAUAAUUCUGUUUUUAUUAAGAUGGCGGUUGUUUGUGUGAUAGGAAUGAAAUUUGAAUUUAAUAUUAUUUUUAUGAUUUAAAAUUCCAAAAUAGUCGUUAUUUUUUUGAUUUAAUUUAUAUAAAUGAAAACAUAACGUGUACAAAAAUAUUUUAAUUAAUUUCAAUUAUAUUCCCUGCAACAUAAGUCACUUACAAAAGCUGUAAAUAAUUAUAAAGUUAAUUUUUAUAGUCAAAAUAGAAUAUUGAUUUUGAACAAAAACAUAUACAUAUAAUUAAUAUUAAAUUAUUUUAAAAAAAGAUUUAUUUAUAUGUAUUAUGAAAUAUUUAAAAAAGAAAUUGAAAUUAAUAUAGAUAUGUAUAAAUAUUAAAUUUCAAAAGCAUAUCUACCUUUUAAAUAUUUAAUUUUGUAAAUAGCAAAUUUAUUCGAUUGAAAAAUUAAUAAUCUUUUAUAUUAUUGCUGUAUGUUAUUACAAGCCAUUCAUUAUAUUGAUAAUUAUUUCAAAUAUUAUAUAAUAUUAUCAAUUAGUUCCAUUUUAUUUAUUUAUGUACUAUACACAAAUUAUAUAUAAUAUGAUAUAUAUUGUUUGUUUUAUUCUUUAAUAAUAAAGCGAAUAUUAAUUGAUAAAUUAAAUAAAAAGCAGGAAUGCGUGUAAAAAGUGCUGUUUUAAAUUCUUAAAAAUCAUGAGAAAAAUAUUUUUUGAAAGCAUAAUUUAACACAUUAAUGUAGAUUGAAAAUAAUUGCUAAUAAGAUACUUGGUAUCAUAUAUUAUUAUAUAUUAAAAUUUGUAGUACAAUUAUAACAGUAAUAUAUUAAUAAUAUGAAAUAUAAAUAUCUGAUUUUAUAAUAAUACUAAAUUUUAAAUAUAAUUAUAUUUAUAAAAAUUUAUUUUAUUUUAAAAUUUUUUAAAAAAUUGCCAAAUAUCUUAUUAAAAUUAAUUGAUAAGAUAGGAUAUACCUAACAAUUUAUAAAAUUAAAAUCAAUAAGAUUGAUAAUUUUAAACUUCAAUAAAAGCAUAAGUUAUAAAAAUGAAUAAAAAAUAUGAUAAAAUUAAUUGAUGAAUGUAAUAAACAAUUAAUUGAAAAAUUAUUACAAAUAUUAUUAACAAAAAUUAUUUUUCUAUAUGUAUAAUUUCUAUAAUGUAAGAUUUUCAAGUAUUUUAUUUUUACAUAUGUUCAUUCAAUGAAAUGAAACUCACGAAACAAAAAUACUGUAGAAAUCUAAUUUUGAAAAAAUAAGAAUAUCAAAUACUCAUGACAAAUAUAUCAUUCAUCUGAAUUCAUUUAUUCUCAUUUGCAUAAAAUUUUUUGUAAUGGCAGUAUGCAGCAAUAGAUAUUUAUGGAAAUGGAAUGUAUUUUAUAAAACGAAAUUAUGAUACUAUACUGAUACUAUAUUGGUAAAAAUUUUGAACAAGUGUGACUACAGUACUUUUUGAAUGAAUUUCAAGAAGAAUUUUGUAAAUAGUUGAUGGAAGGGAGGAUACUUGGGGACCUGAGUCGACACAACGUCCAUUCGAUUUCAUAAUAACAUCAUAGAAAAAUAUAAAAAGAAAAAUAACUCAUUUAUUCUUUAAAUUUUUGUUUUUUCUAUUAUGAAUUUAUAUGCAUGAUUAUUGAGGAUAAAUAAUAAUAUAAUAAAAUGAAUAAAAAAAAAUUGAAAUAUAAAAAUAUUUAUAUAAUAAUAAUAAUAUAAUGAAUAUAAAUAAAUGAACUAAAAUUAAGUUGUAUGUAAUAAAUGAGUUAUUUUUUUAGAUAAAAAAUUUAUGAUGUAACGUGAAUAUGGAAUGUGAUAAUGUGUCAUAGAGACCAGCGAUGACUGCCGAUUUUAAUGUAAAACUAUUAACAUAUAACAUGUAUCAUAUUGAGAAAUAGUAAUUAUGUAUUCAUUGUAAGUAUAUGAAUGAAUGGUUCUCCAUAAAAACGUGAUCUUAGAUUUCAUAAUUUAAGCAACCUAAUAAAUUUAAAAAAUACAUUUAAAAAUUUAUGAAAAUAAAUUUUUAAAUAAUAUUUAUUUCAAUAUGUUAAAUUAUGGAAAAAAAAAAUUAUGAAAAAUAUCAGAAAUAUGUUUUAAAGUUAUAUAAAUCAUGAAAAAAAUUAUUUAGAUCAUUUUUAUAAAUUUUGUAAUAAUGAAAUACAUGCGUUGUUCAUUUUAAACGAAAUUUCUGAUAAAAUAUACUUGAUUAUUGAAUGGAAUAUGAAUGUAUUUGCAAUUAAAUACAUUAAAGGUUUCACCAUGAAGCAAUUAAUAAAUUUAUAAUAAAUCGAUCUUUAAUCAAUACUUUAACAAAUACUUUAUUUUCAUAUUAAAUUUUUUUUUUCUAAUUUUUCAUUUCCAGUUUGAAAUACGAUUUCUAAUUCAAAAUGAAAAAUUAUAUCAUUGAAAAUCUUACAGAAAAAAAUAUUAACAAAAAAUAUUUUAGUUUUUGUUUUUGCAAUUCUAACUUUCAAUCUAUAUAUAUAUAUAGUAUCAGAGUAUCAUUUUUUUUUUUAAUUAAACGAUGAAAAUAUAUUAUAUAAUAUAUAAUAUUAAAAAAAAUAUCGAUACAAUAAUAUAAUAACAAUAAUAUAAUAAUACAAUAAUAUAAUAGAAAUAUAGAUGAACAUAUAUCGAAUAAUCAUAUUAAAAAAAAAAAGAAAGUUACGAAAAAUAUGAACAAUUCCAUUGCAAAUUCACUUAUAACAAUUUAUAUAUAUAUAAACAAAAAAAAAUGAGAUUAAUGAAAAUUAUGAUAAAAUUGAUUGUUCUGAAAAAAAAAUAAAGUAUAUUAAAUCAUUACAUAAAAUAAAUAUCAUAGUUAUUAUCAUUAAAACUAUCUUUAAUUAUGUUAAGUUAAAAAAGUAAAGUUAGUAAAGUUAAAAAAAAAUAAUUCAAAUAUUAACAAUUUUUAAAAAAAAUAACAUUUAUUAAUCAAAAUUUUUAAGCAGAAAAAAUUUGUUAUCAAUCUGCGUAAUUUUCAAUUACGAAACAUUAGAAAUAAAAAAUUUAAAAGUUAUAAAAGAAAUAUAUUAAUAGAAUUUAUAUUAAUGAUUUAGAUAAUUUUUCAAAGAAUUUAUUUUUAAUAAAACCUUGGAAAAAAACUGAUAAUGAAAAUUCUUAAAAUUAUUAAAUCAAUAUUAUAUUUUUAGUUUAAUUUUUAGUCUAAAAAUAUGUCUAUCAAUAUAAACUUUUUUUAAAUUUUUUAUUAUAUUAUCUUUUAGUAAUUGUUUAAAUAUCAUGCAUAAAUAUAAUAUAUAGUUCAAGUUUAUAAGAAACAAUCAUUAAAAAUAUAAAGAUAUUUUUGCAAACAAUAAAUAUACACAAACGAAAUUUUUUUAUAAUUAAAUUAUUUAUUAAAUAUACGAUAUAAUUUAUAAAAUAUAAGAAUUUUAAUAUUAAUUAAUAUUAAUUAUUAAUAAAAAUUAAGAAAGAUACAUAUAAUAAAAUCUUAAUUUUAAUAUUCUUAUUUUACUUAUGCCAUAUCAAAAUCAUCUCUCUGUAAUAGAAAAGUAUAUAACAUUAAUAAAUUUAAUAAAUUUAAUAUUAAUUUAAUAUA
This is a messenger RNA of Apis cerana (Asiatic honeybee), 6432 nucleotides long. RefSeq names its product phosphoglucose mutase 1 (gene Pgm1). Gene Ontology annotation, molecular function: magnesium ion binding; phosphoglucomutase activity. Gene Ontology annotation, cellular component: cytosol. Gene Ontology annotation, biological process: carbohydrate metabolic process. The record is from RefSeq and is a predicted model, not a curated record. NCBI's taxonomy places the organism in Eukaryota, Metazoa, Arthropoda, Insecta, Hymenoptera, Apidae.